AUGAAGACCCUCUCAGAGCAGAAGGCUGCGCAGCGAGAGCAGGGUGAGAAGAAGAAGAUGAGAAGAUCCACCCCUGAGCUGCCAGAGCGGCCAUUCCACGUGCUGUCAACUCUCCAUGGCAGUGCCAGCUAUUCCUUUGGCAAGCCGGUGCACAAGAAGGGGAAGUUCAAGAUACCUGUGCUCCAAGUCCGGGAUGCGGACUACGGGAGAUCAGAGCCUUCUCCUGGCGCUGGUGAGUACAGCCAGCCAUCGGUGACCUUCCCAGAGGAGAGCAAGGGCGUGUCGCAGACAGGUGGCUGGAAGUCCAUCGACCACCAGGCGUUCAUGGAGCGCCUGAAGAAGCAUCGGUACAAGCCUACACAGGGCUUCUUCGAGCACCUGUAUCACGAAAUGACACACGUAGCUCGUCUUGAGAUCAUCGACCACGUGCAUUGGCUGGCAGAAUUCAAUUACCAUAUGGAGCAGAGAAGCAGUGGAACAUCGACACAUAUGUGGAAGAGAGAGAGCAGUUGGCGAUGA
Molecule: messenger RNA, 519 nt
Organism: Effrenium voratum
Lineage: Eukaryota; Dinophyceae; Suessiales; Symbiodiniaceae
Source: the annotation of a GenBank genome assembly